UCACAGCGUUUGGGCGUGUUUCUCUGUUGUAUCUGAAUAUAUGCGGGCUCCAAUCAAUUCAUAAAUAAUAAUAAUAAUAAUAAUAACUCAACGACAACCCGAAGCCGUAACAGUUCUGCCCUCAAUCAAGUAUAUUGAUUGUACCGAAAAAUUAUCGCGAUAAACUAAACUCCAAUUGCAAUAUUCGCAUCGCUCCAACUGUGUGUGUGUACGUUGUGUGGGCAGCAUUUGUAUUAGUGCGUGAGCAAAAUUAUUGUAUAAUCGCCAAAAAGAAGAAAAAAAAUCGACCUAAACAGAAAUAAUAAAAGCAAAAACGCCAACGCCAACGCGAGAAUAAAAAGCAACAAAAUCCGAAAAACUUGUUGAGCUAGUGAAUUUAGUUGAAAAACGCCACUGAAAACAUCGACAACAAGGGAAGCUAUCGCGCAUUGCUGGAAAACUUGUUGAGCUGUCUGAAAACUACGGAACCACUCUGUAUUCAGUGAUACUGGAAUGCCAAACUGAUAGAUUACAGCAAAGUGAACUAUAAAGUGUGAAGAACAGGCCACUGGAAGCCCUGCUAAAAAUCCAUCUGUUGUCACCGCUGAAUUCCCUGAUUACCAGCAAACUACCUAUAUCGUCAUGCAGGCCAUCAAGUGCGUGGUUGUGGGCGACGGAGCGGUGGGUAAGACCUGCCUGCUGAUCAGCUAUACGACCAACGCCUUUCCGGGGGAAUAUAUUCCCACUGUCUUCGAUAACUACUCCGCCAAUGUGAUGGUGGAUGCCAAACCCAUCAAUCUGGGACUCUGGGAUACGGCCGGACAGGAGGAUUACGAUCGCCUGAGGCCACUCUCGUAUCCCCAAACGGAUGUCUUCCUCAUCUGCUUCUCGCUGGUGAAUCCCGCCUCCUUUGAGAACGUGCGGGCCAAGUGGUUCCCCGAGGUGCGUCACCAUUGCCCCAGUGUCCCGAUCAUCCUCGUUGGCACCAAGUUGGAUCUGCGCGACGACAAGCAGACCAUUGAGAAGCUGAAGGAGAAGAAGCUCACACCGAUCACGUAUCCGCAAGGACUCGCGAUGGCCAAGGAAAUUGCAGCAGUCAAGUACUUGGAAUGCUCGGCGCUAACGCAAAAGGGCCUGAAGACGGUCUUCGAUGAGGCCAUCCGGUCGGUGCUGUGUCCGGUGAUCCGCACCCGUCCGCGCCACAAGUGCGAGCUGCUCUAAGAUUUGACCCCACCAACAAAAAAAAAAAAAAGAAA
Molecule: messenger RNA, 1235 nt
Organism: Drosophila serrata
Lineage: Eukaryota; Metazoa; Arthropoda; Insecta; Diptera; Drosophilidae
Gene: Rac2
Product: Rac family small GTPase Rac2
Biological process (GO): small GTPase-mediated signal transduction
Molecular function (GO): GTPase activity; GTP binding
Source: RefSeq, a predicted model, not a curated record